AUGACCAAAAGUAACGCCGAUCCGUUCUCAUACGCAGCUGUGUCCUGGAAAUCCGGGGUGCCGAGCUCAGACCCCUGCAUCCGCGUUCUUGAGCUUGCUCCAGGAGUGGAUUCCAUGAACAAAAACCCAUCGCAGAGCCCUCUGCACUGCAGUCUCUUCUGGACACCGCUCCAAUCCCCAGCAACAGUCCCUUUCAAAGCCCUCUCUUACACAUGGGGCACUGGGGGCUUUACGUCCACGUUGUGUAUCAAUGGACGUGGAUUCAAAAUCACCAGCUCUUUGGAGCAAGCACUCAGACAUCUCCAGCACCCCUCUGAGUACGUCACACUUUGGGUCGACCAGAUCUGUAUCAACCAGCAAGACAACAAAGAGAAGAGCAAACAGGUUGCUCUUAUGGGUGCAAUUUAUCAAGCUGCCGAAGAAACACUUGUUUGGCUAGGGCCAACGGAGUCCAACUCAACUCUCUUCAUGCGUGUGUGGAGAGAAGUGGGAGAAGACGCUGAAGGCUUUGGAAUGAUGGAUUAUUACACAACGGACCUGUUUCCUAUCUUAACACGCAUAACGAACAACAUUGAUCCGGACGAUCCUCAGACUAUUGAAUUCAAUGCGAUUCGUCAUCGAGCAACCUCAAGAUUCACAUUAGAAUUCUUAAAGGCUAUGGUAGAGUGGCACAAGAGGCCGUGGUUCACAAGAGUCUGGGUGGUCCAAGAGUUCAGCCUGACAAGUAAAGCCACCUUUGUCUGUGGUCACCAGAGAAUCAGCGCCGAGCAAGCACUUCUUGCUCGCCAGAUAUUCGAUCACUGCACUCGAAAUAUGUUGGAAAAAGUACAUGAUGUGGAUAGACCCGCACUGUUGAAUGCAUUUAGCGCUCUGCGGAACAAUCCUACGCAAGCAUUUUUUGCGACCCGGCAACAGAAAAAAAAAUUCGUCGCUGAGAACAAUGCUGGUACUACGCUAUACCGGUUACUAUGUAACCUUCAUGUGGACAACAAAUUACAAGCAACCGAACCGUGUGAUUUCAUCUGGGGCAUACUAGGAUUAGCGGUGGACGCUAAGCAACUUCAAAUAAGGCCGGACUAUGAGAUGAAAGAUCGAAUAGAACUCAUAUACACUGAAACAGCAAAGGCCAUCAUAAAAAAGGACGGCCUGGAUCUUAUUGCUUUAUCUCAAUUCCCAAAAGUUAUUAUGAAUCUCCCAUCCUGGGUUCCCGAUUGGACGGCCAAUCCAAGGCAAUCAUUUGCUGCACCACUGGACGAUUGCGUGAAUCAAUUCACUGCAUUCAAAGACAGUCCGUUCAGGCUCCUAAGCGCGACUGAUGUCGGGAUUCUGGGUCUGACGGGCUUUUAUGUCGAUAGGAUAGAGAGACUUGGGGAUGAGUGGCACAUUGAGAUUACCGAGGUCGAGCACACUUCCUACCAGGAAAAGUGGCUCGCCCUACUAACCGAAGUGGAAUAUUUGUGCUGGCGUUCCGAUAUAAUGAAUCACGACAUUUACCCUUCGAAUGCGAGACGUGCGGAGGCUAAAUGGCGGGUACCAAUCGGAGACAUUCAGUACACAGAAGUAUUUGAUCCGACUCGUGCUGACCCCUCUUAUGUACAGGCUUACAAAGAUUGCAUGUUUGAGUUAAAUUUCCUCAAGCAUGGUGGGUCAAUGGGCUCGGAUGAUUUCCAUAGACAGCAAAGAGCAUAUUAUGAGUCCACGACUCGUAACAGGGGAGGACGCUAUCGCGUAAGCAUGCAAGGGGUCAGAAACAAGCGACCCUUCCUUUCCAACUUAGGAUACGUUGGUAUGGGCCCGCUGCAUAUGCGACCGGGGGAUCAUAUUGUUGUCUUCAAAGGGGCGAAGAUUCCAUACAUUGUUCGUCAUCUAGAAGAUGGGAAGUAUUCGCUCGUAGGGGAGUGCUAUUGCGACGGAAUUAUGGACGGGGAGAUUGUGGAAAGGCGACAUGAAGAGGAUUUCUAUCUUCUGUAG
Paraphaeosphaeria sporulosa is the source of this 1971-nucleotide messenger RNA. Its product is annotated as heterokaryon incompatibility protein. The record is from RefSeq and is a predicted model, not a curated record. Bases 1 to 1971 code for a protein of 656 amino acids. NCBI's taxonomy places the organism in Eukaryota, Fungi, Ascomycota, Dothideomycetes, Pleosporales, Didymosphaeriaceae. The transcript has a single exon.